Metarhizium brunneum ARSEF 3297 is the source of this 1899-nucleotide messenger RNA. RefSeq lists its product as uncharacterized. The record is from RefSeq and is a predicted model, not a curated record. NCBI's taxonomy places the organism in Eukaryota, Fungi, Ascomycota, Sordariomycetes, Hypocreales, Clavicipitaceae.
AUGGUGCGCAGGAGCCGACGACGGCCGGGCAACUUUCGUCGCUCUGUAAACAGACCGUCUAGACCUCGGAAUCAAUAUUUCCCUCGAUAUCACCCCUCGGAUGAGCCUGACCGACAGUAUCACGACAGGCCACGCGAAGAGACCUUGACGUCAGCAACAAACGAGCCCAAUCACGACCACGGGACCAUGUCUUCGUUUCGCAACAACGCGAAGCCUAUUGAACACGGGCCGUCUUCCAGUAUGCAGCAUCAUCCCCCGCCGUUGGGUCACCUGCGGAGGGACAUAGACAUCAAGCACUUGGUCGAGCUGCUCUGCGACAGAAUGUACUGGUACAUGCAGCGAGAUAAACAAGACAAGAAUUUGAAGAAGAUGCAAACCGAGCUUGAACGCUGUCGAGCCCCUGAGAGCUCGAACCACCGUGAGGUCCUCAAGCUGCAGAUCGAUCAGUGGAAAAGGGAGAAGACAAAGAGCUGCGAACGACUUGGCGGCACUGACGGGAAACUGCUUACUCAUCUGGCCGCAUUUAUAAACAGACAGAAUGAAGAGCUACUGAAAACGACGCAUGGCAAUGCCUUACGGAGCGAGGAUGUCGAUGCUCGUCUAAACGCCCUCCAAAAGGCUUUGGACGAGAAGUUUAGUGCCUGCCUGGAAGAGGCAUUCACUCAAAUUGUCAAUGAAAAUCAGUUGCAGCUCCGAAAAGAAACAGAAGGACUCAAAAUUGGCCUUGAACAGGAAAGACAGAAGAGCGCCAGGCUUCAGAUGCAUAUAGAAGAGCUGGAGCAAAGGCUUGGAAGUUGGGACAAGAGGCUACCCAACUUUACAGAAGAAACUAUGGAAGAUAGGCUGCGGUCAGAUGGCAGGUUGACCGAACUCGAACGCAAGCUGAACCAGCUUUCGAAGAAGAUGGAUGAUCUCGCCUCAAACAUGAUGACCUCGCAAGCUCUGUCUAGGGAAUUGGGACGGUUUGAUACUAUUGUUUCGGCAUUUGAAAAUUCAAAAGGCGUAGAGGACGGUAGCCGGAGAACUGAAGACGAUGACCCUGGCAUGAAGACCAGGCAGCGUCUGGAAACCGUGACGGAUGAGAUGCACAUCAUGAAGCUGAGUCUGCAAUGCGAGUCUGUUGAUGGGGCACCACAGUCCAUUGCCGGUCUGCAUAGACGGCUGGACUCGUGCAUGGAAAUAGUCCACACAAACUCGAAAGAGCAAAUGUCAACCUCGGAGGCAGUCAAGGCCAUUGAAGAUGCUCUGAAACUGAAACUGUCAGCACAAACAGACGACGGCGGGCAACAUGCGCAAGCCAAGCUGGCGAGCAGGCACAAGACGGAAAUCGAGGAAAUAUUUGACCAAAAAUUUCAGCCACUAUCUGCCUCUCUAGGCGACAAGUUGAAAGGCAUGAUGCAGGAGAAGCUAACAAAGGUGGCUCACGACCUGGGGUCUUUUGUCGACAAGGAAAGAAUUGCAAGAGAAAGUGCAGCUGCUAAAGCCGACCAGUCCCUUGCCGAGGUGUCAGCGUUACGUCGGGGUAUAGACGGUCUGAGGAAUAGUAUUUCCACGUCGGUGGACAAGCUGGACCAAAAAAUUGGCGAGCAGCGCAAGCUGGGCACCUCGUGGAAUGAGAGACUAUCGUCCCUCGACAGCGGUCUGCAGCGUAUUUCAAAAGAAGCCGAGACAAAUUUCCAGAAAUUGGAGUUGCAACUACAAACUGUCAGUGCCUGGCAAGGAAACUUUACCACAAAAGACCUGUACCGAGACAUCAUCAAAGACAUAACUAAUAACCUGCCUCCGGGCCCGUUACAAAAGAUAUCCUCGCUUACGACUCGCUUGGAGACAAUUGAGGCACACUUGAAUAAUUCGAAUGGCGACGGAGUUUCGAAGAGGCGUAAGGCAGCGCAUAAAUAG